This is a messenger RNA of Ectocarpus siliculosus, 2344 nucleotides long. The record is from the annotation of a GenBank genome assembly. Lineage: Eukaryota; Phaeophyceae; Ectocarpales; Ectocarpaceae.
AACAGCACGAGACCGGCCAAUAGCGAGGGCUUGUGCAAAGUCAGUGGGGCGGUGAGAACUUUGCCUGCCCCUGAUUGUCUCCGGCGUUCGGAUUCACCUGCCCCCACGUCUCGUUUUUUAGACGAGAGGACCGAAAACGAUGUACAAGGCGGCGGCCCGCGCGGCAGCGGCGACGGCUUCGGCCAAGGGAGCUUCGGCGAGGGUAGUUGGCCGGAGCGCGGCAGUUCUUGGGCGAUCCCUGAGUGCCGCCCCGGGGGCGAAGGAGGAGGCCCCGGAGCCGCCCCGCGUGUACGGCGGGCUCAAGGACCAGGACCGAAUCUUCACCAACCUGUACGGGGAGCAGGACUGGCGAGUGGGAGAUGCCUUGAAGCGCGGAGACUGGCACCAGACGAAGGAAAUCAUGUGGAUGGGUCCCGAUUGGAUCGUGCAGGAGAUGAAGGACUCGGGCCUCAGGGGUAGGGGCGGUGCCGGCUUCCCUUCUGGCCUGAAGUGGUCCUUCAUGCCCAAGAACACUGAUGGCCGGCCCUCGUUCCUCGUCGUGAACGCCGACGAAUCAGAGCCGGGAACCUGCAAGGACCGCGAAAUCAUGCGCAAGGACCCGCACAAGCUGGUAGAGGGCUGCCUGCUCGCCGGCUACGCGAUGCGCGCCCGCGCGGCGUACAUCUACAUCCGCGGGGAGUAUUUCAAUGAGGCCGUAGUGAUGGACGAGGCCAUCCACGAGGCCUACCAGAAAGGCUUCCUCGGCAAGAACGCCUGCGGCUCCGGCUACGACUUCGACGUGUACCUCCACCGUGGGGCGGGGGCCUACAUCUGCGGCGAAGAGACCGCUCUCAUCGAGAGCCUCGAGGGCCGCCAGGGCAAGCCGCGCCUGAAGCCGCCGUUCCCGGCAAACGUUGGCGUGUUCGGCUGCCCGACCACGGUCACGAACGUUGAAACCGUGGCGGUUGCGCCGACUAUCCUCCGCCGCGGCGCGAGCUGGUUCGCGAGCUUUGGGCGCAAGAACAACCACGGCACCAAGCUCUUCGCGAUCUCUGGCCACGUGAACAACCCCAUCGUGGUGGAGGAGGAGAUGUCGAUCACCCUUAGAGAACUGCUCGACAAGCACUGCGGCGGCGUCAGAGGGGGCUGGGACAACCUCCAGGCUGUCAUCCCCGGAGGCUCCUCGGUCCCCGUCCUCGACAUCAACGACUGCGCGGAUGUGAUGAUGGACUUCGACGACCUCAAGAAAGCCGGAUCGGGUCUGGGCACGGCCGCCGUGACCGUGAUGGACAAGAGCGUCGACAUGAUCGCCGCCAUCCGCCGCCUUGCACACUUCUACAAGCACGAGUCUUGCGGCCAGUGCACCCCCUGCAGGGAGGGCACCGGGUGGUUGGAGCAGAUGCUCGUCAAGAUGGAGAAGGGCGAGGCAGACACGCGCGAGAUCCCCAUGCUGGAAGAGAUCUCCAGGUCGAUCGAGGGGCACACCAUCUGCGCCCUCGGCGACGCCGCGGCCUGGCCCGUUCAGGGCCUGAUCAGGCGUUUCCAGCCGGUAAUCGAGGAGCGUAUCGCCGGCGGGCCGGAGCAGUACCAGUCCGAGAAGGGCAAGUACUUCCAGGAGGCUUGGAGCGGGGAGCCUUUCAAGAACAAGGCAUGGGUCGACCAGCACGGCGACGGCAAGGCGUACAGCCGAUCAUAACUCGACCGAACGGCCCGAUUUGCCUCAGGCACGAUCACAAGCAGAAACACAGACAAUCCCUCCUCGGGCGAGAAGCGGGGAGCGGGAAAGCACAAGCACGUGCUGUGGUUGAGAAAUCUUGAACGUCUCGUCCAGUACGGCUCGCUUAGAGAGCUUGAUCGGAAGGGAGCGGGUGUUCGGCGAAGGCUGGUGCCAGCUUGAUCGGUUGGUUCUGUGUUCGCUCCCACUCGUGGCUACAGCUUUAGCGUAGAGCCUCGUGUUAAUUUUAUCGAAGAUUGUUGUGCGAGCCAUGCGUCGCUCAAAGUCCACGGCAGCCCUGCUCGAAGGGACGCUGUCUCAUGUCUAGUAAGAUCGAGGGACUUGUGUGCCGUGUGUAUGAAAGCGCGUCGCCACGAAGAGGAGCUGCAGCCUUGGUGUAUGAUGACGCCGGCCCGCGGGGCAUCUGGCCCUGUGCACGGUAGCCCGCAUUAAUUUUGCCAGGCGGUUUUGGCUCUCUUUGUCGCUUUAGUGAAGCCUUACUUGUCGUCUUGGUUCUGCUGGGUGCAACGCCUUGCGGAGAAGCCAUAGCUUUCGGUUUUGACACAAGUGUCUUUAGAGCCCAUUAAUGGCGGACUACCAUUUUUUUUUUUGGCGGUUAUCGUUCGUUGUGUUAACAUUUGCUUCAGUGAC